UUAUGUUAGCAGAAAAACAACAAAAUGGAGCAAGUUUUAAUUACGCUUAGUUUGAUUGCAAUUAUCAUAAUAUGUUUUAUAUUGUGUUUGACAAUUGUAUUAGCUGCACUUGGAAAAUCUCUUGGCGUUCGCAGAUUAUAUGUUGAAACGUUGUUAAAGGUGUUUGAGUUUGGUCGCAAGCGUAUCAAAAGUUAUGCAGAAAUGGAACGUCACCGGCCUGAGCAAGGUGAAGGGGACUUGGACACAGCGGAAGGUUUGCCUGGCGAGGAUUCUGUUCCUGAUACACCAACAACACCAACAACCAAGACACCAGAUUUCGACCAGGUGAUACAUCGAGAUAUAUCUAUAUCUGCUACUGAGGGCAUUACAAUUCCAUCCAAGCGAUCAGAUUAUAACCUUAGUUGGCGUAGGGAGUUCAACAUUUCUGACAUGAUGUACUUUAUGAAGUGCGGAAUGGAGUGCAUAAUACAAGAUGAUGUUACACAAAGAUUUACAGCUGAAGAAUUACAAAGUUGGAAUUUACUGACUAGAACUGAUAAUGGUUACCAAUUUAUAAGUAUGAGACUAACAAUACUAUGGGGAGCUGGAUGUGUUGUUCGAUAUGGUAUACUUCUUCCAUUUAGGAUGGUGUUGUGCAUAUUCGGUUUACUGUUUCUAAUAAUGUCAACAUUCCUUAUUGGCUACAUACCAGAGGGAGAAAUGAAAAGAAAACUGAACAGCACCUUCAGUCUCAUGUCUCAUAGAAUCCUGUGCCGAGCCAUGUCAGCAACAGUUACCUUUCAUAAUAGUCCCAUUUGCAAACCUCUGCGAGGAAUCUGUGUGGCCAAUCAUACUUCACCUCUGGAUGUUGUCAUACUCAGCUGCGAUAACUGCUAUGCUAUGGUUGGUCAGAGCCAUGGAGGGUUCCUGGGCAUUAUGCAGCGGGCUCUGUCCCGGGCAACCAGUCAUAUCUGGUUUGAACGCUCCGAGAUUAAGGAUAGACUUCUAGUCUCAGAAACGAUGAAGGAGCAUGUGGAAAAUGAAGACAAAUUGCCAAUUCUUAUAUUUCCUGAAGGUACUUGUAUUAACAACACCUCAGUUAUGAUGUUUAAAAAAGGAGGCUUCGAAGUCACUCCAAUUGUUUAUCCAGUAGCAAUAAAGUAUGACAGUCGGUUUGGCGAUGCUUUCUGGAACAGCAGUAAGGAGAGUAUGGUGCGCCACAUCUACAACAUCAUGACCUCCUGGGCCCUGGUGGCCGACGUCUGGUACCUACCACCCAUGAGACGAAACGAUGGUGAAGAUGCUGUUAGUUUUGCUGGGCGUGUGAAGGCCGAGAUUGCGCGGGCUGGAGGACUUGUGGACUUAGAAUGGGAUGGCCAGUUAAAAAGAAGCAAGGUUAAAGACACUUGGAAAAGUAAAUCGCAGCAGGAUUACAGCAAGAUUAUUAAAGCAGAAUGAUUAAAUAGAGCUCAUUUGUUUACAUAGCAUAAGAUGCGGGUGUUCAAGCAGGCCCUACCUUUCCUUAUUUACCCUACAUUUUAUAAUGCUCCAACUUUUUCUUGGAAAGGCUUGACUAUCCUUAUUUUUUUUUACACUCUUUUUCUAUUAGGCUACUUUUUCUUGGAAAAUCUCGACUAUCCCAUAAUAUCUGUUAGGCUACUUUUUCUUGGAAAAUCUCGACUAUCCCAUAAUAUCUGUUAGGCUACUUUUUCUUGGAAAAUCUCUUCUAUCCCAUAAUAUCUGUUAGGCUACUUUUUCUUGGAAAAUCUCUUCUAUCCCAUAAUAUCUGUUAGGCUACUUUUUCUUGGAAAAUCUCUACUAUCCGAUAAUAUCUGUUAGGCUACUUUUUCUUGGAAAAUCUCUUCUAUCCCAUAAUAUCUGUUAGGCUACUUUUUCUUGGAAAAUCUCGACUAUCCCAUAAUAUCUGUUAGGCUUCUUUUUCUUGGAAAAUCUCUGCUAUCUGAUAAUAUCUGUUAGGCUACUUUUUUUUGGAAAAUCUCUUCUAUCCCAUAAUAUCUGUUAGGCUACUUUUUCUUGGAAAAUCUCGACUAUCCCAUAAUAUCUGUUAGGCUACUUUUUCUUGGAAAAUCUCGACUAUCCCAUAAUAUCUGUUAGGCUACUUUUUCUUGGAAAAUCUCGACUAUCCCAUAAUAUCUGUUAGGCUACUUUUUCUUGGAAAAUCUCGACUAUCCCAUAAUAUCUGUUAGGCUACUUUUUCUUGGGAAAUCUCGACUAUCCCAUAAUAUCUGUUAGGCUACUUUUUCUUGGAAAAUCUCGACUAUCCCAUAAUAUCUGUUAGGCUACUUUUUCUUGGAAAAUCUCGACUAUCCCAUAAUAUCUGUUAGGCUACUUUUUCUUGGAAAAUCUCUACUAUCCCAUAAUAUCUGUAACGCUCAACUCUCCCUUUAUUUCUGUUAGGCUCCUUUUUCUUGGAAACGCUCUACUAUCCCAUAAUGUAAGCCUCCCCCUUUUCUAAGAAAAGCUCUACUAUCACCAACCUUUGGAAAGAAAAACCACUACAUCCGAUCAGGGCAAUUGAGGUAUCACUGUAAAGGUCUUAACAAGCCCCAUUCAUAACCAAGUAAAGAGCCCGACCCUCCCUCCUUCUUGCCCUUUAACUCUCUCCCUGAUCCAUACAUUUCUUUUCUUUACAAAUCCUACAUUUUUCCUCUCCUUUUAUGUUAUUUUCCAUUUUGAAAGCCUGAAAAUAAUCCUCUAUUGUUCAUUAUUUUUAUGCAUAUACAUUUUUGAUUGGAUUGGUGCAUCAUUAAAUUGUUAUCAUAUGCAUAUAUUCAAUUUCAACCAUUAUCAUUUUCAAUUUUUAGUAAAUUACUUAUUUUUACAUUCAUUUUUCAUUGCAGAAAUAGGCUUACAUUUUGUAUUUUUCAUCAGUAUCAAACGGGUUAAAUCCAUUUGAUUGCAUUUAAAUUUUAUAUUGAUUGCCAAGUGAUGGCCAAAGAUGGUUUUCAUGCAACUUGUUAGUAUAAAACAUAGCCAUGUUCUACUGCAAAGAUUUUGUUAUUCAGUGUUUUUGGUGCUGCGAAUUAAAAGGUUCAGCUCUGCAAGUGCUGUUCCUCUGAUGUGCAAUUAAAAGAGUUUUUGUGUCACCUGCGAAAUCCUGGCUGACACAUGGGGAUGUCUGUGUUUGUCAUUGUUGGCAUUACAUUUUCGUUUGAGUCGAAUGAUGAGUCUGAAAACUUGGUGUGCACAUCUGUGACCCCUAUUGAUUUUAUGGUCUUUUACUUAAAGGUUACUUUUACAAUUAUGGGAAUUUCUGAUGAAAAAAAUUGUAAUGUCUUCAAACUUGGUGUUCAUAUUGGUCAUUGCCAGUAAGUUUGACCACUUUCUAUUUUGAGGUCAAUAGGUGUCAAGGUGACAACUAGAAAAAUUAUUGGUGUUUCUGAUCAAUAACUUUUGAACACCUUAGUGCAGAGUAUUAAACUUGGUAUGCACAUUGGUCAUGGUCAGAAGAUGACCCCUAUUGAUUUUGGUGUCAAUAGGUCAAGGUCAUAGUGACCUUAACUAGAAAAAUGGAGACAGAGACAGGCACCAAAUCGGAUUCACAGAAUUCUAGUCUGUAAGAGCCAUAAACAUGUACAGUUUGUAUGCGUAGUCUAGUUACCGCUGUAUUUUAUACGUCUCACAUGCAUGCAUAUUUAUUUCUGCCAGCUAUUAUUACUUUAUAUUAUAUUUGUUUUUGGUUUUUGUUGUCUUUAUGUGAUACUGUCUCUUUUUUACAUUUCGGACACAAUUACUUGAAGUGAUGAACUCAGCCUCAGGCUACUAUUAAUAUAUAGUUUCUUUUGGUGUUUCCAUAUCUUUUUACCUCAAAGCCCCUAAAUUCCAUAAUCAAAAACAAAAAAUCAAUAUUACAAAUAAAAAGGCUUAAAUAAACUUGGAUGGCAGGUUUUUUUGUGAGUUGGUAGGGAAAUGCCAAAGAAAUUUGCUCUAUUCACAAUUAUUUGUACUGUGUUCGUUCACUGUCAGAAAGGGGACGGGUAGGGGAAGGGGCAUUUUCUAGAAGUUUUGUACAAUAUGUUACAAAUUCUGCUACAUGUGGCAGACUAGUCUUUCAAGAUUAUACAGAAAACAUGUCAAACACCACUGCACAUGUUUAGGUAUCAAGUUGGUAUCCUAGAAUAUACUUAAAGACAUGCUUGUUCAGACUUUUGUUCAACGUUGUUAACGAUAUUGAUAAUUUUUAAACAUUUUCUGCUCUGGAUGUACUCUUGUGAUCUGUAGUAUUUCAACCAAGGUUUGAGAUAACAUAUUCAGCUGUACUUGUAAAUAUUUUAUGUUUAAAAGUUAACAAUAAUAUGUCAUUAACAACAUUGUUGAAUUUAACACUGCUUAACAAUCUGCCCAUGACUUGGCAGUCACAAAUAAAAUAUGAUUAUCUUAAACCUAUGUAUAACCUUAAUUCAAUUUGACCCCCAGUAAGAGUCAAGGAAAUCAACUUAUAAAAAUGUUCACAUACAGGGCGGAUUGUUCAGAACUUUGUUAAAGUUAACAACAUGAUUAACAACAUUGUUGUUAUCUUUUAAACAUGAAAUAUUUGAUGAUGCGCUCACAUAUUUAAAUAAAAACAAGCACAGCUUAGACAGCUAUCCCAAAAUUUGUUAGAAAUAAAGCAUAUCACAGGUGCAUCCAUUUAAACUUCGAUAGCAGUAACAAAUUGGAAGUUAAAAAGUUAAAAGUUAACAAUGUUGUUAACAUUACCAAAUUUGAGAACAUUCUGCCCAUAAUUAUUAUUGAAUAUUUGUGUAGAUUGUAUAGUCUUGCCGACAUUAUUAAGAGUUGAUCCUUAAUUUUUUUUUAGCAGUAUGCACCUAUAUUUAUGUUUUGUAUGAUCAUAUGUGUUGUUUAUUGUUUUCAUUUAUGACUUAAGUUGUUAAGUGGUAAUAUCUGGCCUGUAAGUUCAUCAGUUAAUAAAACACAAAAAGGG
Messenger RNA from Mya arenaria, 4924 nucleotides. Its product is annotated as glycerol-3-phosphate acyltransferase 3-like. NCBI's taxonomy places the organism in Eukaryota, Metazoa, Mollusca, Bivalvia, Myida, Myidae. Gene Ontology annotation, molecular function: glycerol-3-phosphate O-acyltransferase activity. Gene Ontology annotation, cellular component: endoplasmic reticulum. Bases 25 to 1437 code for a protein of 470 amino acids. The record is from RefSeq and is a predicted model, not a curated record. Gene Ontology annotation, biological process: triglyceride biosynthetic process. The transcript is spliced from 15 exons.